AAACAGUCGAAAUAUUAAAGUAUCAUUAAGGGCGAGUUGUUGUAUGAAGUGACGCUGUAGUCUUAAGUGUUUUGAUAUUACGCGAAUUAGAAAUUUUUCUCGUAUUGUUAAAUCGCGAAACGGAGGUAUUUCGUCGUUAAUCAAACACCACUGUUAUAGAGAGUACUGAAACAAGUUUUCAUUUAUCUCUUUCCUGAUUAUAUGGUCAAGAGAAACCAUUAAAGUGUGUAUAAAUGUAAAGAAAGCAUCUCAGGCUGUAAAGGAAGAAUCUGCUGAUCUGGAGUCUUCAGGCUCACCAAAAUUAUCUGAGUUGUAUGAUAUACCAUUUAGGCCUGUAUCUGCGAUGGAUAUAGAGGUUACAAAUUUGCAGGCAUCUCCUCAACGACAGCUGAAUGGUGAUAUUUCUUCAAUUGAUGGUAAUGAUGUAACAGCCAUAUCCCGAAGUGUUUCUGACCAUGUUUCAACCAGUGGUGAUAAAAGAAACGCAGGUGAGGCUGAGCAAGCCUCAGCGACUGAAGAUAAUGAAAGAAAGGCAUCAAGUGAUGAUGUUCCUAAUCAAGUUUCAGCUAGCGAAGAUGAAAGAAAGGGAUAUGGUAGGGAUAAAACUACUGUCGAUACUUCUGAGAGUAUUUCGAACAUGUCUUCGCGUCCUCAACGGUGUCUGCGGCUGAACAGGAGAGGGUUUUAUAUUUCAAAGUUGAAUGAAAAACUUUCAUCCAAAACAGCAGCAAGUAUCAAUUCGUAUGUAUAAUCUUUUAUAUUUAAUAAA
This is a messenger RNA of Stegodyphus dumicola, 769 nucleotides long. RefSeq lists its product as uncharacterized. Lineage: Eukaryota; Metazoa; Arthropoda; Arachnida; Araneae; Eresidae. The record is from RefSeq and is a predicted model, not a curated record.